CAGGAUUACAAAUAAUUUGCAUCUACGAUAUUUUGCGAUUGUAGACUUAAGAGUUUUCCUAGACGUAGUGUUACUGUAGUAUAAUAUGUUUUUAGAUAAGAUAGGAAAUGUUAGAUUGGUGUAGUAUAUCGAUAAAACAUUAUAAUGGGAUAAGUCAAUUGUAAAUAUUAAUAUAUGUGUUGUAGUGACGUUUGUCCUGGCUCAAAAAGACAAUGGAACAUUUUGGCCUAUCACAUAUUUUAUUCGAACCGGAUAAAUAUAGUCCCGAUACGUUGGACUUAUUAGCUGAUGAAGAAGCCAGAGAAUAUUGGCUAAAUACGUGUGAAAAACUUGUUGAGAAAUAUGUAAAUUUUGCUCUUUCUAAUAAUGAAGAUCCGACUGUUGAAAUAAGAGCUUUAAAAUUUAAAACUUGUUAUGUUGAGGCUUUGAAAGAGCUUCGAGUUAAUCCCCUUGCUCAUGGACAGUUGACUAUACGAUUACUUCUCGACGUCAACGAGACUUGCCUUCGCUCUCAGGGAUUUUUUGACCUAUGGAAACAACAGAAAAAGUAUGAAAAUGAAACAGCUCUUGCCAGUUUGUCAACCAGAUUGUCAGAGUUGGAUGCAUUGCCUGAUAAUAGACAGAGAUGGACCGAAUUAUGCAGAGGUGUUUUAGCUGGGAAUAUGUUUGAUUGGGGUGCUCAAGCUGUUACUUCAAUUUUAAAUUGUGGCCUCUAUGAAGCCCUACAGAAGAUACAAAAAAGACCUUGGUUGUAUGAUGGUUUAGAUAAAUGGAUUGAGAAGUUAGAGAAAACAGUUCAUCACUGUGCUGCUGUUUUUGUAGAUAACAGUGGUGUUGAUAUUGUUUUGGGAAUACUACCAUUUGUAAGGGCUUUGUUACUAAGAGGCACAUCAGUAAUAUUAUGUGCUAAUGAGUGGCCAGCUCUAAAUGAUGUUACCAAUGUUGAGUUGCAAGAAGUUCUUCAACAUGCAUCUCAAAUUUGUCCAGUUUUAGCUGCCGCAAUGGCUACUGGCGAUUUAGUUGUUAGGUCUAAUGGACAAAGAGGUCCUUGCCUUGACUUUAGAACAGUCAGUGUAGAUCUGUGUACUGAAAUGAAGAUGCGUGGAGUAGACUUAAUUAUAUUAGAGGGUAUGGGGAGAGCUCUACAUACAAAUUUAAAUGCUCGUCUUGCUGUAGAUUCACUCAAACUGGCUGUAGUAAAGAAUGCAUGGCUAGCUCAGCGACUAGGUGGUCCACUGUUUUCAGUGAUUUUUAUAUAUGAAGAAAAACCUUUAGUAACAUAACAAAUCCAUUUUGUAUUUAUUUAUGAAUACAGUAUUUCAUAAAACUUAAUGUCUUGCUAUUCAUUUAUAUAUUUGUGACCUUUCUGGAAACAUUAAAAUUUUUAAGAUGUUUAAUCAUUGAUGUUACUAAUGUAAAGCAGUUUUGCAAUAUAUUCAGUGUUACCCUGCAA
Molecule: messenger RNA, 1453 nt
Organism: Danaus plexippus (monarch butterfly)
Lineage: Eukaryota; Metazoa; Arthropoda; Insecta; Lepidoptera; Nymphalidae
Product: 4'-phosphopantetheine phosphatase
Exons: 5
Coding region: 213-1283 (356 amino acids)
Biological process (GO): coenzyme A biosynthetic process
Cellular component (GO): cytosol; nucleus
Molecular function (GO): ATP binding; pantothenate kinase activity
Source: RefSeq, a predicted model, not a curated record